Messenger RNA from Salvelinus sp. IW2-2015, 874 nucleotides. NCBI's taxonomy places the organism in Eukaryota, Metazoa, Chordata, Actinopteri, Salmoniformes, Salmonidae. The record is from RefSeq and is a predicted model, not a curated record.
CAUGGUGCCCAAGACGAUCGCGGGGAAGAUCUUUGGUUCUAUCUGUUCUCUGAGCGGGGUGCUGGUAAUCGCCCUGCCUGUUCCUGUCAUCGUGUCCAACUUUAGCCGAAUCUAUCACCAGAACCAGAGAGCUGACAAACGGCGUGCGCAGAAGGUACAGAAAGCCAGACUGGCCCGGAUAAGAAUAGCCCAGACGGGCAGCUCCUGCACGGGCUUCUUCCAGAGCAAACGCAACGACCUCCUCAACGAACUGCUGGAGCUCACACAACAACCGUACAAGCAAAACAAUAUCCACGAGGGGUCCGAGGAAGAGGAACAGCAGCACAACAAGAGCAUAUCGUUAUUAGAGAGUCAACACCACCACCUAUUGCACUGUCUGGAGAAGACAACUGCCCAUGAGUUUGUGGAUGAGCAGCUGUAUGAGCAGAACUGCCUGGAGACCACGAUCCAGAGCUACACCUCCCGCAGUCCCUCCUUCUCCAGCCAGGACGGGCCCAUAGGCACCUGCUGUACUCGCCGGGGGAAGAUGAACUCCCCCCUACCCAACUCCAGCCUGCCCCUCCAGCCCAGCCAUCAGCAGGGCGCACUACAGGAGCUCAGCGCCCUGCACAUCCAGUGUGGGGAUAAGCUGCCCCAUACCACCAGUCGCUCCAGUCUCAACAUGAARACAGACGAAGUGGGACCGAUCAACUGCAAGGGCAGUCAGAUCACCACGGCGAUCAUCAGCAUCCCCACGGCAACCUCCGACACCACUGACGGGGGCGGUCUCCACGGACCCCCCCAGCGCAGACCCCCCCCUCCCCCCACCGGCCCAGAGGCCGCCAGUAUUAACACCACAGCCAGCUCCACUGUCUUCAAAGUGUCCGCUCUGUGA